Messenger RNA from Stegastes partitus (bicolor damselfish), 1163 nucleotides. RefSeq names its product 3-oxo-5-beta-steroid 4-dehydrogenase-like. Gene Ontology annotation, biological process: bile acid biosynthetic process. The record is from RefSeq and is a predicted model, not a curated record. The transcript has 9 exons. The coding region runs from base 22 to 1002 and encodes 326 amino acids. Gene Ontology annotation, molecular function: Delta4-3-oxosteroid 5beta-reductase activity. Lineage: Eukaryota; Metazoa; Chordata; Actinopteri; Pomacentridae.
GCUAUUCACAUUUGCACAGACAUGAAUCUAACAGCAAAGAGCCACAGUAUCCCUCUCAGCGAUGGUAAUCGUAUUCCACUGCUGGGAUUGGGCACCUAUGGAGAUCCUCGAACGACAUCCAAAGGCACUGCGCUUGAGUGUGUCCGACUGGCCAUAGAUGUAGGUUACAGGCACUUUGAUGGGGCGCUGGUGUAUUUCAACGAGCACGAAGUGGGUCAAGCCAUUAGAGAGAAGAUUGCUGAUGGAACUGUAAGAAGAGAGGACAUCUUUUAUUGUGGAAAGCUCUGGAAUACCUUCCAUCCACCAGAGUUGGUGAGACCAGCCUUGGAGAGGACACUGAAAACCCUAAAACUACAAUAUGUGGAUCUCUACAUCGUUGAGCUUCCGAUGGCCUUCAAGCCUGGAAAUGAAUUUUAUCCCAAAGACCAAGAUGGCAAAUACAUCUACCACCACACAGACCUCUGUGCAACAUGGGAGGCUUUAGAGGCUUGCAAAGAUGCUGGGCUGGUUAAGUCCCUCGGUGUCUCCAACUUCAACCGCAGGCAGCUGGAACUGCUGCUGAAUAAACCUGGCCUCAAACACAAACCCGUAUCCAACCAGGUUGAAUGUCAUCCAUACUUCACACAACCCAAACUUCUGGAGUACUGUCGUCAGAAUGACAUUGUGAUUGUUGGCUAUUGCCCAAUUGGCUCCUCCAGAGAUGCAUCCUGGGUGAACGUGAAAAGUCCUCCUCUGCUGGAGGACGAGCUGCUUGUGUCCAUCGGGAAAAAGUACAACAAGAGCAGUGCCCAGGUGGCUCUGCGCUUCAAUGUGCAGAGAGGAGUUGUGGUGAUUCCAAAGAGCUUCAGCCCAGAGAGGAUCAAUCAUAACUUCCAGAUAUUCGAUUUUUCACUCACUGAGGAGGAAAUGAAAGCCAUCGAAGCCCUGAACAAAAACAUUCGCUUUGUGGAGCUGCUCAUGUGGAGUGACCAUCCAGAGUAUCCCUUUCAUGAUGAAUAUUAAGCUUUAUAACUUUAUUUGUGAUGCACAUCAUUUUCAUUUUUAAAGAUGUGAACUCUUUUUGGCAUCAGAGGAAUCUUUAAUUCACCAUUUAUGUCUGGUAAAUAUUCACACUAAACACUAGAGGGCUCUGGCUCACAGUGAAUGAAAAAGAUGAAUAAAUG